ACAUGCAGCAUUGAGCGCAGAACACGUGCCCGCAACUAGUGAGCAAGAAACGCCGUUUUUCCUGACCUGGUUGAACGUAACAAUUAUUGCAAUGGAUCCAAUCCAUUGGUGCACUUGGAUCACGCAGCAUAAACCUAAUACCGAUACAGCUGCAAUCCUUGUGGUCGUAAGAGACCUACCCCCGCACGACACCGAACUUUCCGACGGGUUUCGUAUCUCUAACUAGCUUGCCACGGCAACAGCAAGGGACGUAAGAAACAAAAACAAGUUUGGUAGCAUUGGAAUUUGUACUGUGUUUCAUAACUGACCAGCUUGACAUGAGCAUGUGAACAAUUAUGCUGCGCUGUAUGAAAACGAGGAUUAUAUGUACGAUUUCAAGAGAAGUUAAAUAAAUGACCGUGGCUCUUUUGUCUUAUCUUUAUAUAAUGGUGAUGUGUUCAGCUUCCAUAUUUGUGGACGGUAGUGGCGCAGUUGGGGCACAAUACAGGCCACUUGACUAGUUUGCUGCUGUCUGGGAAUUUGUGGGAGUGUGAAAGCUUGAAGGAGUGGUAGCAUUCAGUUGCGUGUAAGGCACCUGCCUGGUGGGUUGGUGGAGCAGCUGUUGACCACUGGUGGCAGCUAACCACUAAGAAGACCCAUCGUGUCAGCUGUCACACUUACCGGCUCACCGCUGUCGUCGGCUCCACCACCGCCCCAUCACUUGCGCGGCCGCUCGCCUGUGAGCGUCACACGCGGCGCCGCCGUCCGAAGGCUGACGACGCCCCAGCACGCUAUGUGACUGGACAAUGGGCGUGACGGACGAUAUCCUGCCACGCUUCCAGCGGCUGCCGGCCGCUGGCGCGGCCGCCGGCUCUCGGCAGGGCUUCCGCUGCCGCGAGACGCACAUCUUCCUCGCCAUCGGCGUGACCAUCGUGUUCAUCUGCUUCGGCACCAUCUUCUUCCUGCCGGACCUGGGCGAGAGCAUCCGGCGCAUCGACAGCCUGGGCCGCGUGCAGAAGCGCGUGCAGGACACCGCUGAGGGCUUCCUGCUGCCGCCGCCGCCGCACGCCGACGAGGCGCAUGAGAACCUCCUGCUGCGCCACGACGGCAACCAGAUCGAAGACCCGCACGUGGUGCAGGACCGCCAGAAACUCUAUGACAAGGUGCGCUCGGCCGGCGCCCUGCCGCCGCCGCCGCUGGCCAAGCCGCGCCACGUCGACUCUGGCGACGUGGACAACGUCGAGGUGGACGAGGUGGAGCCCCCGGCGGCGCCGGCCGCCCCCGCGCCAGCGGACGGCGGCGGUUCGCGGGAGACGGUGGCGCCUCUCGUCAUCGGUGACGACGAGGACCCCGACCCGGUCAUGCGCCACCGCAGGGACACGGUCAAAAAGAUGAUGGAGCACGCCUGGAAGGGCUACCAAAUGUACGCCUGGGGCUCGAACGAGCUCCGGCCGGUGAGCAAGCGCGGCCACUCGGCCGGCAUCUUCGGUCGCCGGCCGAUGGGCGCCACAAUCGUCGACGCCAUGGACACGCUGUACAUCAUGGGCAUGACCGAGCAGUUCGCCGAGGGUCGACGCUGGAUCCAGGAGCACCUGGACGCCAGUUCGCUGGACUCGGAGGUCUCCAUAUUCGAGAUGAACAUCCGGUACGUGGGCGGCCUGCUGUCGUGUUUCGCCAUGACCGGGGACGUCUUGUUCCGAGACAAGGCGCAUGCGAUCGCCCGGGCCCUGCUGCCCGGCUUCAACACACCCACCGGCAUCCCCUACAGUCUGGUGGUGCCCACUACCGGGCGCGCCAAAAACUACGGCUGGGCGUCGGGCGCCAGUUCGAUCCUCUCCGAGUUCGGCACGCUGCACAUGGAGUUCAGCUACCUCUCGGACGUCACCGGCGACCCCGAGUUCAGGAAGAAGGUGGAGCGCAUCCGGCAGGUGGUGCGCAAGCUGGACAAGCCCAACGGCCUCUACCCCAACUACCUCAACCCCAAGACGGGGAAGUGGGGCCAGCGUCACAUGUCUGUGGGCGCGCUGGGCGACUCGUUCUACGAGUACCUGCUGAAGGAAUGGAUCCGGAGCGGCGGCGAGGACGUGGAGGCGCUCGAGAUGUUCCACCACGCCAUCGGCAACAUCACGCAGCGCCUGCUGAAGAAGUCCAAGGUGUCCGGUCUCACCUACAUCGCCGAGAUGCAGUACGAGCGGCCCAACCACAAGAUGGACCACCUGGCCUGCUUCAUCGGCGGCCUGUACGCGCUGGCGGCCGUCACCGACUCCAACAAGAACUCGGAGCAGUACGCGCGGAUCGGCGCCGAGAUCACGCACACCUGUCACGAGUCCUACGACCGCACGGCCACCAAGCUCGGUCCCGAAAACUUCAGGUUUUCGGACGCCAUCGAAGCUAAGGCCAUGAAGAUGCAAGAGAAGUACUACAUCCUGCGGCCCGAGGUCAUCGAGAGCUACUUCGUGCUCUGGCGCAUGACCGGCGACAAGAAGUACCGCGAGUGGGGCUGGGAGGCCGCCCAGGCAAUCGAGCGUCACUGCCGGGCGGAGGCUGGCUACUCGGGUAUCCAGAACGUCGAGUCGUCCAGCCCGCGCCAGGACGACGUGCAGCAGAGCUACUUCCUCGCUGAGACACUCAAGUACCUGUACCUGCUGUUCAGCGACAAGUCCCUGAUGCCGCUGGACGAGUGGGUUCUCAACACGGAGGCUCAUCCUCUGCCGAUCCGGGGCGCCAACCCGCUGUACCGUGAGUGGCGCGCCACCUAGUGACGAAUCUCGGCACCCGCCUGUGAUAGGGCCGAGUGGGGGCGCGGCCGGU
Pollicipes pollicipes is the source of this 2790-nucleotide messenger RNA. Its product is annotated as mannosyl-oligosaccharide 1,2-alpha-mannosidase IA. The record is from RefSeq and is a predicted model, not a curated record. Lineage: Eukaryota; Metazoa; Arthropoda; Thecostraca; Pollicipedomorpha; Pollicipedidae. Gene Ontology annotation, molecular function: calcium ion binding; mannosyl-oligosaccharide 1,2-alpha-mannosidase activity. The coding region runs from base 786 to 2738 and encodes 650 amino acids. The transcript is spliced from 10 exons. Gene Ontology annotation, cellular component: endoplasmic reticulum; Golgi membrane. Gene Ontology annotation, biological process: carbohydrate metabolic process; mannose trimming involved in glycoprotein ERAD pathway.